CGGAUUUUGACCAAUGAGGUGUCAGUUUGCUGCCGCGAGAUUUUUUUGAAAAACAAAGAUGGCGGGUGAAAAGGUUGCAGUAUUGCAGCAGUGGUGUGAACGCGCUCAGAAAGCGGUGUUAGGUGUGGAGGAGGGACAGGAGGUUGUGGAAGCGGAGCCUCCAGCCUCUGUGAUGGUGCCAUACCUCGUAAACAGCCGCCAGAAGCUGAAGCUGAUGUGCCGGCAACAGUGUGUCUUGGACUACAUCCUGCAACUGCUGGAGACUCUGGAGUCACCCGAUGAGCUCCUUAAUAACCCCUGUCCUCAGGACAUUGAUGAGACUGGCCAUGCAAAAUGGAAAGCGCUGAAAAACGAGUACAGAGAAGGUGUGCGGAGAGUGCAGGACUCCAUUGUCAUGCUGCAGGAGAAAAUGGAGCAGGCAAAUAAAAAGAAGGAAAUGACUAGCCAGUUGCUGACUGAUCUGGAGAGAAAGAAAGCAGAAUCGAAGGAGAAGGAGAGGCUGAAACAGAAAAUGGACAAGAAGGCAGAAAGACAAGCCAAUGCAAAGCUGCAGGAGCUGGAGUCUGCCGAGGAGGCAUGUCAGAGAACUCUCCAGCUGAUGGAGCAGAAGAUCACUUGUCUCAGGGCCCAAAUGGACUCCUGUCUAGCCCAACUGGACAGCUGGAUGGUGCAGCGAGAUGAUCUUCAGGGGUCGGUCCAAGCUACGCUGGGCCUGACAGGGUACAGGCUGCGCUGGGUGGGUGAGGAAGAGCUCUGCGUGGAGCUGAGGCCCCAGGUCUGUCAGCCCUCCCUUGGUGAUCUGGACCCUCUGUUUCUCUCGCUAACCUGGAGUGCAGAUGGCAUCUUCCAUAUCAAGGCAUCCAAAGGUCCAGUGGACCUUGUCCCAGAGCCCCUACAUGGCCCUCUCUCCCAGGUCAGCACCGCACUGUUGGAGGUCAUGCAGAGUUACCUCAGUCAAAGCAAGAUGCUGGCCGAGAUUCAAAAUCUCCACUCUAGGUUCGCUAUUGACUGGAGACCAACCCAGCAGGAGUUGGUUUUCCUCAAAUCCUCCUCCGUGGUGUGUCACCUGCACGUUGAAGCAGGAUACCCUUCCAAAGGCCGCGUCUCUCUUCUGUCUGUCCGCGGGGAGAAGGGUCCCAUCAGCAUUUCAUCCGUGCAGCCCCCCCAUGAGAAUGCAUCUCUCACAGAGUGGUUGGAAUAUCUCAGCUCCUCCUCGCAAGUUUGACUCUUCUUUCUGUGCUUGUCGAGAUCAUGUCCACCACUGGAUGGCGCUCGAGUGUCAGAUUCGUUGUAACACUGCAACGUUGUAAAUAUUUUCUAUGGUAAAUCAUCUUUUGUCCUUGUUUCUUUUCUGACUUUGGCACCUCAGUUCAUGUCUUUUAUUUUUCAUAAAAUAAUUAGUACUUAAUUGAAAUUAACCUCCAGGUUUUUUUUUUAAUAAUCGAAUAGUUAUGCGUUACAAUAUUUGUUGGAUGACAUCCCUGGGUUCCAGAAACAUCCUGACAAAAGCAUUGUUACUGUGUAAAUAUAUUAUUAUUUUUAUAUGUAAUUACUGGCUUUAGUGUUUUUGGCAUAUAGUACUAUGUCACAUUAAACAUUGGUCCUCUGCCUGUUUGUGUGGUUGCCUGGCGGGAUUUGACACAACACAGGCAGCGUUCCAUGAGCCGUUCCCCGUUCUGCGCUGCCAUUGGUUCGACUCGCAGGACCCAGGCGGACCAAUGAAAGUUUGUCGAACAUUGUUACGAAGGCAGUCUGACCCACUUUCAUUUAUGUUCACUUUGAUACGAUGCCUUUUUGGGAUAUUUUCUUUUGUGGGGUUAUCUGAAGAUCAGUUUCCAUGGAUUUGAAGAGCAGGAUUACGUAAGAUUGGGGUUAUUUGUGUUUUGUCUCGAUGCCAGAAAUGAGGAGUCACGUCAAGCUCAAUGGUACCGCACAAUAUCAGGAAACAGCAUCUGCAAUAU
This is a messenger RNA of Scleropages formosus (Asian bonytongue), 1961 nucleotides long. RefSeq lists its product as uncharacterized. Gene Ontology annotation, biological process: mitotic cell cycle checkpoint signaling. Lineage: Eukaryota; Metazoa; Chordata; Actinopteri; Osteoglossiformes; Osteoglossidae. Bases 59 to 1225 code for a protein of 388 amino acids. The record is from RefSeq and is a predicted model, not a curated record. Gene Ontology annotation, cellular component: kinetochore. The transcript is spliced from 11 exons.